AAUGUUACAAAGGCUAUUAGUCUUUUGGAUAGCCUCGUCUACGGAUUUAAUACAUCUUUUACCUCAUUUUGCAAUGCAAAUGGUGUCCGUAUAUUAGUAGACAGAAUUAAGGAUGAAGUUGAUUUGGGGGUACAGCUUGCAAAAGAUGCUCACGGUGAUCGUAUGGAAGAUAUAACUAUCGCAAGUUCUUCUGAUGCUGAUCCAUCAUCUUCAAAAGUCGAUGUUAUUACUCCUGCAACUGCAGAAAAUGAGGUAUCACUUCCAUACGAGAGGUCAUCUUUGUUAAAGUCGAUGUUAAAGUUUGUUUUACACAUGAUGCAAGCCUCCGGUACAGCAGACGGUUUGCGAAAUCUUAUAGACACUUCUUUACCGGAUUCUCUAAAGAAGGUUUUUGAGUUACCAAAUACUUUUGGUAGUAGCAUAUUUGCUCUUGCAAUCAACUUGAUUGCAACAUUCAUCCAUAAUGAACCUACCUCCCUUCCGAUUAUGCAGGAAGUGCAACUUCCACAAACUUUCUUAAAUUCAAUAUGCAAGGAAAUUCCUGCAUCGGUUAUUCAAUCAAUUCCAAAUGCAUUUGGAGCAAUUUGUUUGAAUUCGCAAGGGAUGGAUAUUUUCAAAGAGAAGGAUCCAAUUGAUAAAUUCUUCACAAUUUUUACUUCAACCGAUCAUCUACGUGCGCUUCAAGAUGGAGAUGUUGCUUCUGUUUUAGGAACUUCGAUUGAUGAAUUAAUGAGGCAUCAUCCAGUAUUAAAGCCAAGUAUUAUGAAUGCAACGAUGUCGGUUUUACAGCGUAUUCUUGAUCUUGGCAAUAGUGAAACUUCUGUUAAAGAUGACUCCAGCACGUUGCACAUCGGCCAGGAUGACGAUCAAUCGGCAAAUUUGGAGAUGCGAGUGGAGUCAGAACCGACAGAUACAAAUAUGACAGAUUUAGAUUCAUCGAAACCUGAAGAAAAAAAGGAAAACACAGUGGUUGCAUUUAUUGAAAUUGCAGCGAGGUUUUUAGAAGGUCUAUUGCAAACUCAAAAUCAUUGUAAAGAUUUUCUUUCGAAAAAUGGCCUUAGUAUGAUUCUUAAAUUUUACGCACUACCGACGGUACCCUACGAUUUUGCGAGUUCCCAAGCGUCAUAUUCUUUGUCACAUUUACUGCGAGUUAUUGCUGAUGUUGAUCCGAAAAGGAAUGUUACGUCAAUAAUUUCCGCUCUUAACGAGGCACUUCAAAGAGCAACAAAUUUCUUAUCGUAUGAAGGAAAGGGCGGUCUUCUUUCAGAGUAUAUUGAUUUAAGAGCUACCGACACUGUUAAGGUCGAGGAGGCGAAUUCUACAUUUAGGGCUUUAAUUGCGCUACACGGAUAUGCAGGGUUGCUUUCAGAUGUGUAUUGUACUCCUGUUUUCUCUCAUAGCAAGAGUGCUUCGUCAGUUAUUGAGGCUUUCGUGGGAGCUGAUAGCGAAAUUUUGUCUGCUCUCGGUAGAUUACAUCGUGCAUGCGUGUGGGAGAAUGUUAUUUUAAAAUCUACCGUACCCAAAUCAUGGUACAAUACUCCAACUAAAAUGAAAAGGCCUUCGCUUCUUCCAGAAAUUUCUUCAGGUGUAUCUUCGUUGUUUGAUGAAGUUGAAAAAGAUAACGCCGAUUCAAAUGAACCACCAGUUGAUCAAAAUAAUCGCCAAGUUAAAAAUGCCAAAUAUUUCAAGUUUUUAGUAUCCCAGAUACCUUCGUGUUUGACUUCUUUAUUUCAAGGAUUAGCAAAAAUGUUAUUUUUACGAAAAACACCGCCAGAUCCCAAUUUGAGAAAACAUGCAUUCAAAAUUUCAGACGCUAUUGCCGAAGUUUUGCGCGAACAUUUAACCUGGCCUCACAUCGACAGCGGUUCAGAAUCUUCUAAUAAAUAUAGUUAUCUUACAGUAAUGCUUGGACUUUUAUCUAUACUCUUCUUAGAUGAACGAAAUCAGGUUUCUCUUCAGACAAUGCUGGUAGUUUCAUUUGACCGUGUUGGGGGUUUAGAAUGCGUAUUCAAUCUGUUUCGGCAACUCUGGGAAGAGGCUGAUGCAAUUAAAACUCUUGAUGAAUUUUCAACGAUAGAGGCGGAUGACAAAUCUAAGGAAAAGCUUUCAAGAAUUCACGGGUGUAUUGAUGUUACUUUGAACUUCUUCCAAUUCAUUGGAUCGUCAAAAUUAUUGCAUGAAUCAGCACAGACAGCGCCCUUAAUGUCGAAAGACAAAGAUCCACGCUUUGAUCCAUUUGAUCCAUGUGAAUUUCUCGUAAAUGUUCGCGCUAAGAUUCUUCCAGUAAUUAAUGAUUUUUGGAACAAAUCGUAUCUCCAGAAAACUCCACCGAACAUCGUUCGUUCAGUAAUUCAAAAUUUAGUUCAGAUCUUAAAAGCAGAGGGAGAGGUUAAUCACCGUCCUGAGGGGUCAGGCUCAACAAGUGGCGGUUUAGCUUCAGUGUUUGGUGCAACCCGGUCUAUGAUCCCCGACGAAAGCAGAGUGCAGCAAUUGAUUGACAUGGGUUUCUCGCGAGCAGCGUCAGAGACAGCACUUACGCGUUGUAAUAAUCUCGUUGAAACAGCAGCAGAAUAUUUGUUGACGCAUCCACACUUGCAUACUAUUGCAACAGGUAUAACCACUGGAGACCCACCUACCGAAGCCAGUCGUGAUUCAUCGAGUAAUCCUACCGCAAGAGAUACAAGUGCCUCAGGAUCAAAUGCUGACGCAGCUGGUACUUCAGGUGCUGAUGAUGAUGACAUAUCAGAUAACGAAGACGAAGUUCCCGGUGAACAGACUGAAUUAGCCCAGGCCCUUGCUUUAUCAAUGCAGGAUAAUCAAAAACCCGAUGAAAGUGGCGAUACAAAUGAUGUGCCAGUACCUAUGGAAACCGAUAAUACUACAAAAAAAGUAGACAAAGGUAAAGCAAAAGAAAUUUCGGCGAUAGAUAAACUCAAAGAACUCAGGGAUGAACUUAAAUCUAGCUCUGCAGCUCGUGCAAUCGACCUCUUGGGCAAAGUAGAAGAUAUUAUUUUUGAAGUUAAGGAUCUGUUUGUUCUUUUGGGCAAAGAUAAUUUAGAAAAAACAAUAGAAUUGGUGAUUAAAAACAUCGAGUUAGCGAGAAGCCAUACGGACGAACAACGUAAGAAAGUUUUAGGUUCCCUUUUAAGGCUUUUGGCGCUUUUAGCGAACGAAACGAGUAUACAAGAAAAAAUUUUCCAGUUGCCAUUUAGUAUAUUUAAGGAGAUGUUGCUCAUGAUUUCUGAACAAAUCAACACUUCACCUGAGACAGCGUUAUCAAAAUGGCUUGCUCCGGCUUUACUUGUAGUUGAGGCUUUCAUCUCAUUAUCUGAUGAGCCAAAAAGUGUCGAAUUAAACAUAAAACCAGAGGAAUCAAAAGAAAUUGAUUCUACGAUGAUAGAAUCAAGCUCACCAACAGAUUCACAACGAUCACAGCUUCUUGAAUGUUGCCUAUCAUUUUUAAAACGGAAGGAUCUCGACAAAGAUAUAACAAAUGCAUUACUUCGAAUUCUUGUUCGCCUUACCCGAUGUCACUCUGACGCAACUGAAUUUGUCAAAAAAGAUGGUUUGACACUACUAUUCAAUCAAUUUAAGCCGCGAUCCCAUGAUUUCCGUGGCCAACAAGUAUUUAUAGUAAUGAUACUGAGACACAUUAUCGAAGACACAUCUGUAUUGGAGACAAUUACGGAUCGAGAAAUAAAGAAUUGGUUUAAUAAUUCUCGUUCUCGAACCGUUGAUAUUCACGCAUACCUUCGUGGUACAGCUCAAUUUGCCCUUCGAAAUCCGGAAAUAUUUAUUCAAUCUACUAAGAAACUUUGUAAGUUACAGAGAUAUGAGCAAAGUGGGCGAAAUCAGAUCACUUUAAUUAAACAAGAGGAAUCCAGUAAUGCCACUAACAAAGAUGCCACAACGGGUGAAGAAGAGAUGACUGAUGCUGUUCCAUCUACAUCUGCUUCAAUUGAAUCUCCUAAAAAAUUUUCAUUUGGCUCCGAAGUUGCCGAGGGUCUUGUUCAAUUUAUCGCAAACGAGUUAAUCUCAAUUCGUAGUCAUACUAAUCCUGCGUCAUCGAAUUCUAAGCCAUCAGAAUCUACUUCAGUUGAAGAGAGUAACGAAAAUGGCAGCAAUUCUAUUACUACUACAGCCGCUACUUCUACUGGUGGAAAUUCACAAACGACAAUAUUUAAACCAGAGGAACAUUUAGAUUACUUGUGUCGUUGCUUCUUGCUUCAAUGUUUAACUGAGCUUCUCUCUUCGUAUCCUUCAUGUAAAGUUGAGGUGAUGACUCUUUCACGUCGAAAAAGUAGCAUGGGUGCUGGUUCUCAACCCAAAUCCAAGACUCCGCUUUUGACCUAUCUCUUGAAUGAACUACUUCCUUAUGGAUGCAUUACCCCGUCAACCGAAAUAGAAAUGCGCAAACGUUUUGGACAGUCAAAAUGGACAAUUUCAGUUUUAGUAGCACUGUGUUCAAGUAUAAGCGGCGAGACAGAUGAGAAAAAGACGCAACCUGAGCUUAUCCAAGUUAGAAAGUUCGUAUUGGAUGGUAUUAUUCGUUCUUUCAAAAGUGCUAUCUCUUCUUCUGACCCAAUAGAAGCCAAAUAUGGAAGACUUUUAGCAUUAGCUGAAUUGUGUCAUGCACUCCUCACUGCGCGUACCAGUCCAAAUAUAACUCAUAAACCCGCUGAAGAUGGACCCGCCAGUAUUGCAAAAAUUAUGUUGGAUAAAAACUUUGUGAACACACUGACAGAUGCUUUAUUCGAUGUUGAUCUAAAUUACCCCUCGGCGAGGAUAUUGAUCACAGCUCUUUUGAAACCUUUCGAAUAUCUCACAAAGAUUGCCAUUAAACUGGGAAGAUCUACUGAAAACUUAACCAAAGAUGAAAAAGAAAAACGACGUGACAGUAUCUCUUCAGUUUCCACCCCUUCUGUCGAUGAUGCAAACCCCGAAGAGGCACCUGAUUUAUACGCAAACUCAGUGCUUGGUGCCCUUGAAGGAAGAAGGGUCGACAGUGAUGAAAUGGAUGACGAAAGCCUGGACACUUCCGAAGAAGAACGAAGAUAUGAUGACGGAGAAUUUGACGAGGAAAGUGACCUGAGCGAAGAAGACGAUGAUGAUGAUGGCGAUGAUGAUAACGGAGAUGAUAUGGAUGUGGAAAUACUUGUUCAUAGUCAUGCUGUGUUGGAUGAUGAAGGUAAUGAGGAACGUGAUUCUGAAAAUGAGCGCGAAAUUCGUCAACGCUUAGAGAAUGAAGAUGACUCUGAAGAUGAACAUCUUCACGUUCAAGAUGGUGAUGAUGAUCAGGAAAUGUGGGAUGUUCAUGAACAAGUUAUGAUAGAACGUGGCGAUAUCGCUGAAGAAGUAAUCGGUGAUGAUGAAGGGCAUAUUCAUCGGCAUCGUCGUCAUGAUCGAUUCGGAGGCAACGACGAUGGUGCGGACAGAGACAUUAUUGGAGAUAUAGAUGAUGGAUUUGAUAACCGCCUCAACUUUAAUUGGGGAUGGAACCAACCAGGAACAUUGUUUAUGAAUGAAGAUGAUUUUGGCAUACCAACCCGAACAGGUCGUCCAUUAUUUAGUUUUGGAAAUCGGCGUCAUCGACAUAUUCCUCGAAGAAAUCUUAUGGAAGUUCCUCAUGAGAGCCUCGAUUAUGUUAUAGGCGAUCCAGUUAGUUUUAAUUUCACCACUAAUGAUGACAUUGAUAUCCCUGGGUUAGGACGAAGUCGACCUUUGGCAAGUACGAACGAUGAUGUCACGACUCAUCCACUACUUAUCAAUCGUUCUCCCGCCAUUCCAUCUAUGUCCAAUUCUGAAUUGACGAGGGGACGUAGUGUUCGCAAUGGACCCUUAGGUGAUUGGGCUCAAUCAAUUGAAGAACUUAUUGGCGGUGGCGCUGUUCAGUUAUUAGAACAAUUACUUAGUCGAAGUCGCCUAGGACAACAUUCCACCUAUCGACUCGAGUUAAAUCCUACAUCACCUGGUUUAGUGAGCAACAUUGAAGUCGAAAGAGUUUUUCCAAGAUCCCUUUCAACUUCUCAGGAUACUCAAAACGUGAUACCGCCGAGCGAUCCCAUUACCGCAGUUCAAGAAUUUAUGCCUCAUUCUACUAGUCAGCGUUGGUGUGAUGAAGCUCGAAUGAUGUAUGGUUCUACUGUUUCAGAAAAAGCUACAAAGGAGGCUGCGGAAACUCAAUCUACAACAGAACAAACACAACAACCCAUGAAUGAAUCAACAGCAGAAUCUAAUGAGAUUGUGGAAGUUACUGAAGUCACUGAAAUAAUAGAAUUCCCGGAUGCCAUGCAAGAAGAUGCUCCAACAAAUGAAUUAGGAAAUGUAGCGGAAACGACAGCAAUGGAGGAAGAACCGACUCCUGUGACUGUUGUUCCUAGUGUUCCCAUGGAAGAAGACACAACUUUAGAGUCACCAGUCAUCACGGGUUCGUCACAAGCGGCAGAAAACGAAAAUGCAGCAGAGGGCUCCAGUGAAGCACCGUCCAGUAGAACUACCGUCAUGGUCAACGGUCAAUCUGUGGAUAUCACAGAUACUGGUUUCGACCCAACUUUCCUCGAAGCUUUACCGGACGAUCUGAGAGAAGAGGUACUCAACCAAAAUUUGCCACCUGAGAGACGUACCAGACCGCCGGUUGCCACUGGAGGCGGCGACGCAAUUAGUCCAGACUUUUUGGCGGCUCUCCCUGAUGAUUUAAGAGAAGAAAUUAUUCAACAAGAAGAGGCACUUGGACAACGUCAAGCUGUUGCUGCUGAAAUGGAUACGGCAAGUUUCUUUGCAUCUUUAGAUCCCCAAUUGCGACAAACAGUUCUUCUUGAACAAGACGAGGUAGUCCUAGCAUCAUUACCACCAUCAAUUAUUGCUGAAGCAAAUGCUCUUCGAGAAAGAGCCAGCCGAAGGUAUACGAACGCGGUGAGGUCAAGAACAUUAGCUAAUACCGCUUCACCGGCACAUAUCCCGAAAAAGCCUACAGUCCAACGUGAUGCCAUGAAACUUGUUGAUACCACUGGUUUAUCCACGCUAGUUAGAUUGUUAUUCCUACCUCAACCUUUGAAUAAUAAGAAUCUGUUGCAUAAAAUAUUACUUAAUCUUUGUGAAAAUAGCAAAACACGCGGUGAACUUAUAACCAUGCUGCUUUCAGUUUUAUAUGAAGGAAGUGGAGAUGUGUCGGCAGUUGAUAAAAGUUUUGCACAGAUGUCUUUAAGAGCAAAAGGAACUGCGAAAGGAACGCCAAGGAGACAAUCAAGCCUUCCAAAUCCUUCUCUUGCUCAGAUAACUCAGGCAGCCGGAGAAAAUGUUCCAAAUUUAAUAGCGCAACGUUGUUUAGAGGCAUUGACUUAUAUUGUUACCAAUGAUGCUUCAGUCACUUAUUUUUUGAUGGAACAUGAAAACAAUAUUGGACUUAAAAGAUCGAAUAGCCGUAAGGGAAAGGAAAAACAAACAAAGACAAUAAUAAACAAAUAUCCAGUGGUGAUAUUGCUAAGUUUGCUUGACCGUCAAGUAUUUAUUAAGAAUACUGCUUUGAUGGAUCAAUUAAUGCAGUUACUAUCGACAGUUUUACGUCCCUUAUCUUCAUUGGCUAAAAAUGAAACAACAAAGGAACAAUCAAAACCCACUCCCACUCCCACUCCCACCGAACCUUCAACGCAAGAUAUCGCCCCACCACAACCUACCGAAACACUCACCCAAGAAGAAAAUGCGACCCCUGUCAACCCUGAAAGUGAAACAGCAUCGAAACUUGCACCGGCUUCAACUUCAAAACCAUCAGAAACGGAACAACCAACUUUAAAACCCCCAGAAAUUCCAGACCAUUGUUUGCGACUGGUGGUGAACGUCCUAACCGCUGGGGAAUGCAUCAGUACUACAUUCAAGCAUACUUUAUCUGUUAUUCAACACCUUUCAACUUUAAAAGGAGCCAAGGAGGUUAUAACAUCAGAACUGGUUGAUCGAGCACAAUCUCUUGGAAAUGAUAUAUUAGAUGAUCUGGAUGAAUUGAGUAAAAUAUUGUCGAGAACAGAUUCAGGCGUAGAUGUUCAUGGCGUGACUUUGGCAAAAUUUUCACCUUCAUCAUCACAGCAAGCAAAACUCCUUCGUGUUCUCAAAACCAUAGAUUAUAUGUAUUCGCGAAAGCAACAAGUAUCAUCAACGUCGACUAAUACACAAGUUGAAGUGUCACUUGCGCCCACAGUAGAUCCGGACGAAGUAGACACCACUGCACCACGGACAUUAUUAGAUGGUAAUAUGAGAGGUACAAAAUUGACUGAGGAUGAGGAAAAGGUUAUGAAGAUAUACGAAAGUCUUAACUUUACAGAUCUCUGGAAAAAAUUAGGUGCAUGUUUGACCGGUAUACACGAAAAUCCCGAGAUGAUUCAUGUGGCAACUGUAUUACUACCUCUUAUUGAGUCUUUAAUGGUUGUAUGUAAAUAUGUUGGUAUGGCACCAUCUAAGGGAACAUCUACAUCUCAGUCCUCUCCUGAAAGCAUGGAAGAAUUGUUCUUCUCCUUUACUGAAGAUCACAAAAAGAUUCUUAAUACAAUGGUCAGAAACAAUCCAUCACUAAUGAGUGGUUCGUUCUCAUUACUCGUACAUAAUCCUAAGAUUCUUGAAUUCGACAACAAGAGGAACUAUUUCAAUCAACAGCUUCACAAGCGAACUAAUACCCGUGACCAUUACGGGACGAUACAACUCAAUAUAAGGAGACAAUAUGUAUUUGAAGAUUCUUAUCAAAAUAUACAAAGAAGAACCGGAGAUGAAAUCAAAUAUGGUAAAUUAAGUGUUCGUUUUGCCGAUGAAGAAGGAGUAGAUGCCGGAGGUGUAACGAGAGAGUGGUUCCAAGUUCUUGCGAGACAAAUGUUCAAUGAAAAUUACGCAUUGUUUAAGACUUCCGCUGCAGACAGACUCACAUAUCAACCUAAUAGAGCCUCAGGAGUAAAUCCAGAACAUUUAUUAUACUUCAAAUUUGUCGGUCAUGUAAUCGGCAAGGCAAUUUAUGAUGGUAGACUUUUGGACGCCUACUUCACGCGUUCCUUCUACAAGCAUAUUCUAGGGAAACCCGUUGAUUAUAGAGAUGUUGAGGCUAUAGAUUUAGAAUAUUAUAAUAGUUUGGUGUGGAUGCUGAACAAUGAUAUCACCAACGUCGUGGAUUUGACAUUUAGUGUAGAAACGGAUUAUUAUGGCCAAAAACAAACCAUUGAACUGAAAGAGAAUGGAGCCAAUAUUCCAGUUACAGAAGAAAAUAAACGAGAAUAUGUUACGCUUGUUACAGAACAGAAGCUGACCUUGGCAAUCAAAGAUCAAAUAGAGAGUUUCCUUUCCGGAUUUCAUGAAAUAAUUCCACCUCAUUUGAUCAGCAUAUUCAACGAACAAGAACUAGAAUUACUGAUUUCCGGAUUGCCGGAUAUUGAUAUUGAUGAUUGGAAAAAUAACACUGAAUAUCAGAACUAUACAGCCUCUUCACCUCAAAUUCAAUGGUUUUGGAGAGCUGUGAGGAGCUUCAGCCAAGAAGAGCGAGCUAAACUAUUACAAUUCGUAACCGGUACCUCAAAAGUGCCGUUAGAAGGGUUUUCUGCAUUACAAGGUGUUAAUGGUGUGCAGAAAUUCCAGAUUCAUAAAGAUUUUUCAAAAUCAGAUCGUCUUCCUUCUGCUCAUACAUGUUUCAAUCAAAUUGAUAUUCCCGAGUAUGAAGAUUAUGAGCAGCUAAGGUCACAACUGUUAAUGGCAAUUUCAGAAGGAACAACAGGAUUUGGAUUCCAAUAA
This is a messenger RNA of Acaulospora morrowiae, 9756 nucleotides long. The record is from the annotation of a GenBank genome assembly. NCBI's taxonomy places the organism in Eukaryota, Fungi, Glomeromycota, Glomeromycetes, Diversisporales, Acaulosporaceae.